AGUGUGCCCCAUCGAAUAUGCAGCGAGGCCGAAGAAAACAAUUAUCUCCCAUCGGCCGACCUUCAGAUUUCACUGCAGCAAGACAAAAGUGAGGCAUUCCGUCACGUCGAUUGUGACGCGGUGCCGAGUGAAAUGCGGCCGAAUUCGCGACAAUUCGUUUGACACAAUGCCGGUUCAUCGGCACUAUUGCUAUCGGACUCCUGCGGAGGCGUCUUCACAGGUGCGUAAGCGCAGGUAUAGCGACCGGCCGCACCCCGCCCCCGCGCCGCGGCGGCCAUCUUGAAUUCCGCUCACUCAGACCCGCGCCCGUCUCGCGGCUGGCGCACGUACGCACGGCGAGCACAGUUGCAGUGUUUUCAAGUGAUUCAGUGACAUGUUGUGAUCGUGCAGUGACGAAAUGGAGUCGACUCCCAUCUGUAGGUGUCGCGUGCUGUACCUCGGCUCCGCGGUGCCGCAGCAGAGCAAGGACGGCCUCCAGGGCAUCCAGGAACCAUUGCGCGAGUUGUACCCGGAAAAGGGAGCGACCAGCGGCGGCAUCGACUCGUGGCUGUCGGUCUGGUCCAACGGCAUCUUGUUGGAGAACGUCGACGAGAGCGGCUCGCGAGUGGCCAGGUUUUUUCCCAUAUCGAGCCUGCACUACUGCGCGGCCGUGCGGCGGGUGACCGUCGAGGGCGCGCCGAGGUUCUUACCCUUGGACUCGCCCUUCGCCCGGGCGCCCGCCCCGCGGCGGCCUCCUUUAUUCGCCGCGGUCCUGCGCCGCACGCAAGGCAUAAAGGUCUUGGAAUGUCACGCCUUCAUAUGCCGCCGGGAGGCCGCCGCCAAUGCGCUAGUUCGGUGUUGUUUCCACGCUUACGCGGACAGCUCCUACGCGAAACGUUUGGAGGCCGAGAGGACCCCUUCGCAGCUGCCGCCGGAACCGGAUGAGGAACUCGAAGCGUUCGACGGCGACGAGAACCACAAAGUGUGGGUCGGCGAGAUCGAGCGCGACGACGUGAGCGACGACAUUCCUCACCCGACGCGGGCGCCGCGGCCUCGGCAGAUCACGCGGCCGGCGUCCGUGCCGCCGCCUCCUCCGCCGCCGGAGGAGCCCAAAAAGAAGACGGCCACAGCGAAGAAAACGAAAAAGAAAUCAUCCGCCUCGGCGGACGAGUUGUACGCGACGAUGCCGGGGCCGGCGCCGGUCAUGAACGGCAGGUCACUGGGGCGCGCGCCGCCGGCGUGGGCGGCGGGCCACCCUAUAAUGCUGGUGGCGCACCCCGCCGCCACUCUGCCGCACGCGCGCCCGGCGACCCUGGCUCACCGGGGCCGGGUACCCGCCGCGCUAGCACCCGGCCCUUAUCCUGGAGUCCCUCCAGGUAGAGGCCGUCUCCAGUAUGCGACCGUGGACCCUCGACGCUCGAAGCCCCCGCCCCCGCCGGCCCUGAAGGCCGCUCAAAGCAUGAACGGGCUCGAAGCGGUGGAGGACUCCGGCGGAAUCUACAGGAAGAAGGGCCACUUGAACGAGCGGGCCUUCUCGUACAGCAUCAGACAAGAACACAGAAGUCGCUCCCACGGAUCUCUCGCCAAUUUAAAGUUCGCUGCUCCACCUGAGGUGGAGUCUGGUCGCGAGGAACUGAAGAAGGAGCGGGAGAUCAUGCAGCUGGUGGCCGGGCUGCAGCUCGGCUCCGACGAGGUGGAGCGCCGCGAGGUGCCGCCGCAUCUGCUUCGGGCGAGGCAUGCGCCUAGAUAACACAACGCUUCGGGAGCGGUGGUGCCAUCUAUUAACUGGACGGAGAGUCAGCGGCGUGCGCGCCUCACUUCGAUACGAAUUUCAUUCCGACACUACCAAAUAAGCACAAAUCCUCUUAGCCUUAAAUCAUAAGGCAAUAGAGUCCAUUAUGCGUUGUUAUAAACGCAGACACGGUCACAUUUCGAUUGCUAAAUCGUAUCGGUCGAGUUUAUGUCGAUUAGUCACGAAUACAUUCCACAUUGUACAAUAAAGUAC
Molecule: messenger RNA, 1984 nt
Organism: Ostrinia furnacalis (Asian corn borer)
Lineage: Eukaryota; Metazoa; Arthropoda; Insecta; Lepidoptera; Crambidae
Exons: 3
Coding region: 398-1729 (443 amino acids)
Source: RefSeq, a predicted model, not a curated record